UCCUUUAUCUAUGCAAGUAGGCAAUGUAGGCAUAAUUCUGAAUAGUAUCAUAGAUAAGAAGAUGAAUAGUAUUUUGUUUUGUCUGAAAGUUUCAUCAGGUUUCAUAGGAUAAAUAAUUAAUAAGUAAACAGACACACACACACACACACACCAGGGUUUCUAUGCAUCUUUAUUCCGCCGAAGUCUAGUUAAAAUGGUGAUAAUUACUUUACAAAUUAGUGCCAACUUGGAACAAAUUGAAGAAUUGUAUACAAAUCAUCCUGAUUAUGUAUUUUUAUUGAAACUUAAAUGUCUGAACUGUGGAGAAUGCUCUGAUAGAUGGCAUGAUGUAAUUGAAUCGAAAACAUUUCCAUCUAAAACUGGUAAAUCAGAUUCGCAUUAUUUGGAAAAAUGUAAACUUUGCGGCAGGGAAAAUAGGCUUUCAAUUAUAGAAGGAACAAAUGAGAAAUAUACCAAUGAAGAUCAAGGAAACUUCAAAUCUAUAAUAAAUUUUGAUUGCCGUGGAAUUGAACCUAUAGAAUUCAGUCCCACAGAUGGAUGGAUUGCAAAAAUAGAAGAUAGUGGUAACAUUUUUGAAGGCAUAGAUUUGACUGAAAAAGAAUGGGUUGAAUAUGAUGAAAAAAUAAACCAGUCUGUUGGCAUUUAUGAUUUUCAAUAUAAAUUCAUUAAAAUCAAAUGAGCUUCGAAGAAUAUCAUUUUAAAUUUUUUUGCCCACUUAUUUAAGGAUUUAUAUUGUUUUUCAUAUCACAUAUAGGUAAUAAUGUUUUAUACCUCAGUGAUCUAAUAAAUUUAUUUACUGAAAUAAACUCCAUUGUUAUUUAUUGAUUGAUAAUAUUAAAUUAUUUAUAAGAUCUUCAGAAGAAAUAUUCUUAGGAAAAAAAUUCAUAGUUGUUUAGAUGUGAAUAUAUAUUCUCAAUGUACUAUACACCAUUCUUUUUGAAUUUAUUAUUUGUCAGUAUAUAAUGAGCCAUUAAGAAAUGAAAUAUUUCUAUUAUUAGUAUUAUUAAUAAAUCAUAUCAAAUUGA
Messenger RNA from Harmonia axyridis, 1025 nucleotides. Its product is annotated as UPF0587 protein CG4646. The transcript has 2 exons. The record is from RefSeq and is a predicted model, not a curated record. NCBI's taxonomy places the organism in Eukaryota, Metazoa, Arthropoda, Insecta, Coleoptera, Coccinellidae. The coding region runs from base 194 to 679 and encodes 161 amino acids. Gene Ontology annotation, molecular function: zinc ion binding.